AUGGAACGACAACGGCGCUGUCAACCCGCGCAACUUCUCAGCCUCGGUUACUCCCCCCGAGUCACAAAACUGCUGUCAGCCCAAGCCAUUCUUGACGCACUCGACAGUCUCGUGACGUUCUUCCAGCCCGACGCGUAUGGUUCAACCACGGCGACGCUGUACUUCGGACGCGCCAAGGCAUUCUGCGCCUCCCUUCAUCGUCGCCAUCCUAUUUGCCCGCUUAGUGCACCAGUGGUCGUGGCAUACCUCGACCAUGAAUUUGGAAAGUUCGGCCAUGUCAUUGCUAGCGACCUCCUCAUGUCCAUUAUGCAAGUCCAACUCGCGACCCUACCACACCAUUCGUCUUCUCACCAUGGCCACUUGAUGCAAACCCCUCAGGCCCAUGGUCCGUCAUCAUCGACGACGCCAUCAAAGGCUGCUCAGCCGGUCCACUUGGAGCUACAUGUGGCACGGUUCCACGCGCCCGCAUCCAUGCAGUCCCAACUCAGCUCCCACCCGCUCUGA
Aphanomyces astaci is the source of this 504-nucleotide messenger RNA. RefSeq lists its product as hypothetical. Lineage: Eukaryota; Oomycota; Saprolegniomycetes; Saprolegniales; Verrucalvaceae. The record is from RefSeq and is a predicted model, not a curated record. The transcript is spliced from 3 exons. The coding region runs from base 1 to 504 and encodes 167 amino acids.